Messenger RNA from Scedosporium apiospermum, 1380 nucleotides. Its product is annotated as WD repeat-containing protein jip5. Gene Ontology annotation, molecular function: protein binding. The transcript has 2 exons. The record is from RefSeq and is a predicted model, not a curated record. The coding region runs from base 1 to 1380 and encodes 459 amino acids. Lineage: Eukaryota; Fungi; Ascomycota; Sordariomycetes; Microascales; Microascaceae.
AUGUUCGAAAACGUCUGCAGCCUUCCCCUCCCCGGCGACGUCUUCGCCCAAGCGGUGCACCCGACCGAGCCCGUGGUGACGGUAGGCCUGUACAACGGACGAGUGCAGUGUUUCCGGCUGCCGCCACCGGCGAAUGGGGGCGGGGCCUCGAGCGGUGGGGAGGAGGAGGAGGAUAUGGAGACGAGCAUUCUCUCGGACGGGAGGGCGACGAUUGAGAGUGUUUGGGGGACGAAGAGGCAUAAGAGGAGUUGCAGGGCUUUGGGGUAUUCGCCUGAUGGAGACCUCAUGUUCUCCGCAGGUAGCGACGGCAUCGUAAAGCACUUCUCUUCCACCACCGGCCGCGUCAUCUCCAAAGUCCUCGUCCCCAAAUUCGGCAACCACGACGACGCCCCCUCGAUCCUCCACGCCAUCGACCCGCAACACCUCCUCCUCGGCACCGACGCCGGCGCCCUGCACAUCUUCGACCUGCGACAAGACGGCCUAGCCGCCAAGCCGGCGCGGACGAGCUUCCCGCACACGGACUACAUCUCGUCGAUCGUGCCUCUCCCGCCGCCGAACGCGAGCCAAGGCAGCAGCCCUGGAGCCGACCCCGUGUUUCCCAAGCAGUGGGUUACAACGGGAGGUACCACGUUGGCCGUCACAGACAUGCGAUCGGGAACGUUGGUGCGGUCAGACGACCAGGAGGACGACCUCCUCUGCGCGACGUACGUGGCGGGGAUCGGACCCAAGAAGGCGGCCAACAGGGGUAUCGUGGCCGUGGGAGGCAGCACGGGUGUGUUGACGAUGUGGGACCGCGGAUCGUGGGAUGAUCAGCAGGAGCGAGUGAUUGUCGACAGCGGACGUGGCGGCGGCGACAGCAUCGACGCCGUGGCGCUGAUCCCCGAGGAACUGGGCUACGGAAAAAAGGUCGUCGCGGCGGUCGGGGAUGGGAGUUUGAGGCUUGUGGACCUCGUGAGGAGGGAGGUGGAUGUUACGGCUACGUUGAGGCAUGAUGAUUCCGAGGGGGCGGUGGCGGUUGGGUUUGACUGUUUUGGGAGGAUGAUUACGGCCGGCGGGGCGAUUGUGAAGAUUUGGGAGGAUUUGACAGAGUUGCAGGGGAACGGGGCGGAGGAUGAUGAGGAGGAGGAGUCUGAUGAGGAAGAAGACGAGGAAGAAGAGGAAGACUCUGACGAUGAUGAGGAGGAGGAUGGAGCUGAGGAUGCAAGUGGGAAGAAGAGGGCGAGGGAAGAAGAUAGUGAUGAGGAAGACUCGGACUCGGAUUCGGAGGAGGAAAGGGAUAGAGAGAGGAGGGAGAGGCAGCGGAAGAGGAGGGAGGCGAUCGCGGCGAGGUUGGGGCCUAUGGGGGCGCACGGCGUGUUGAGGUUUGAAGGUCUGGAUUGA